AUGGGUCAACGAAGGUCUGUAGUAGCAGUUAGCGUAAAACCCAAAUGCUUUAAAUUAGGGCAUAGACAGGGCUCCACAUCUUCGACGUCUCCACCUCCAUCCUCACCGGAUGUUAGUAUAAGUACAUCAGGAUCGCCAGCUGUUAAGUUGUCUAGGAAUUGGGAGUUGCCACAGCGGCUAAAACCGGGUCGCAAACCAAAACCAAAACGUGGAGAUGCAUCAGCUAACAAUAAUGCUUCAUCUAAGAUAAAGAAGGCUCCAGCUUCCAAUCAGAAUGACCAAAUGACUACAAAAGAUAAUGGGAACGAAGAUGCAAAUAGUCACCUAGGAAAAUCUGAUGAUGAAGGCAACGAAAGUGGUGAUGAAAACGGUGUCGAUAGCGUGGAAAAACGAAGGAGGCAAAAUAGAGAUGCUCAAAGGGCGUAUAGGGAACGCAGAACAACAAGGAUCCAGGUGCUGGAAAAAAAGGUCGAGGUGCUACACAACUUGGUUGAUGAUUGGCAAAAGAAAUAUAAACGGCUGGAAUCUGAGUUUUCCGACACAAAGGAAAACUUACAAAAAUCAAUGGCAUUGAACAAUGAAUUGAAAAAAGCCUUGCCUUUGAUUGUCAAUACUCCAUUUCAGCAACAGCCAGAGAACCAGCCGGACAAUCCUAUUUCGAUAUUAGAAAUGGUGGAAAACUUUAAACCAAUGGGCGCUGUCAAUCUGAAAAAGAGGAAAGUUGAAGGAUCUUUGUCAACAUCUCAUAUGCCCACGUUAUUAACGGACCAAUCUUUAUCUGAGAUUGAUAUAGCCAACGAUUAUCAAUAUCUGAGCGGCAGACAGUUUAGUUCAACGAAUUCAUCCCUAGAUGACCAUGCAAAUUCACCUCUGUCUUCAUGCAGCAGCAGUAACAAUGUGUAUGUAGGUAGCGGCAAUAAAAAACUCAAAUGUUGCGGGAAUAAAGAUGCCAUGAAACCGAUAACAUGUUGCAGCCAAAAGAAUAACAUAACACCACCCCUCAUCCCCGGUUGCUGUGCAGAUAAGAAAGUAGGACCUGAUAGCAAGAAAAAGAUAUCGAAAUGCUGUGGGGACAAAGAAAUCGAAGACAGUGACAAUAAACCCAUCACUAGAGAGGAUGGAUCAUGGAUACCUGGAAGCUGUAAACAAUGUAGAUCCGACCCCCAUAGUAAGAAUUUUUGCCAAUCACUUUCGAAUAAACGUAGUUCAAGCUCCUUCCCUUCCAACAGUGCGUUGUCAGCGGAUCUAAAUGAACAACAAUCUGACGUGAAUUACAAUUCAAUUAAGCUGCCCGAAAUAUGCUCCUGCAAGAAUGCACCAACGAAUGCGGCUUCCGAUACAAAGAAGUAUCUGCCGAUCAGUUACACAUACCAAAAAAUCCGUCAACAUAUGCAGAAAAAUAAAAGCAUCCAAGAACAACUUAAUACUGAAGAUUCAGCUUCGGUUUCAUCAGCGUUAGAGAACCUUGCAUCUGGAUUGAAUGUUCGCGGGCAGAAAGUAGAAUUGCAAAGCAUCAAGGAUGCAUUACACAAGAUGGAUAAAAACGUCUUGGAGUGA
Saccharomyces paradoxus is the source of this 1557-nucleotide messenger RNA. RefSeq lists its product as uncharacterized. NCBI's taxonomy places the organism in Eukaryota, Fungi, Ascomycota, Saccharomycetes, Saccharomycetales, Saccharomycetaceae. The coding region runs from base 1 to 1557 and encodes 518 amino acids. The record is from RefSeq and is a predicted model, not a curated record. The transcript has a single exon. Gene Ontology annotation, cellular component: nucleus; RNA polymerase II transcription regulator complex. Gene Ontology annotation, molecular function: transcription cis-regulatory region binding; DNA-binding transcription activator activity, RNA polymerase II-specific.